Emiliania huxleyi CCMP1516 is the source of this 822-nucleotide messenger RNA. RefSeq lists its product as hypothetical. The record is from RefSeq and is a predicted model, not a curated record. NCBI's taxonomy places the organism in Eukaryota, Haptophyta, Isochrysidales, Noelaerhabdaceae. The coding region runs from base 1 to 822 and encodes 273 amino acids. The transcript is spliced from 4 exons.
AUGGACGACGGCACGGCCACCGACUGGAACAGGACUGCUUACAUAGCAGAGCAACGCUCCCCCAGCUCCACUACCACCACCAUUGCCAGCGCGGCCGCAGAGAUCGCGUAUUUCGUCGCCUACGCCCUCGCCGUCCUGUGCGCUGCCUUGGUGAUGCUCUGCGUCGUGCGCCGCAUCUGCCGCUACAAGUCGCCGCUGAGCCGCUGGUCCAGCUCGCGCUGGUCCAGCGUCCGCUACAGCGCCCGCCACAGCUUCCAGCGCAGCUUCCGGCACGCGCGCGGCAGCUCCGCGCGCUGGUCCGCCGCCGGUACCCCCACAGUGGAGCGCGUGCGCGCCCGCCACUCGACGGUGGACGUCGAGGCCGGCGUCGACCAUCUCGAGGCGCACCUGAGGCGGCUGAGCUCCGAGAAGCUUCCACCCGCGUCCUUCGACGCGCCGGUCUCGACGGAGCCCUCGCUGGCGUCCGCGAUCCUCGCGGCCUCGACCGGCGGCGCAGGUCUCUUGUCGCCGUCGUCGCUGAGGUCGAGGGCAUACGCUGACCUACGCCCGGUGGAGAGGGGCGCUUUGCCAGAGGACGACGUGGCGGCGACCACUCCUCUGUGGAGCGCGCUUGAGUGGGUCACGCACCAAGAGAGCGGCUUCGCCCUAUCCGUGCGCAGCUUCGACUCGACGUCGAGCCGCGGGCGCUCCAGCGGCUGGGCCGUCUAUGCCGGAAGCGCGGACGAAGUCUCGUCGGGCGAUGUUUCAGACGGGAUCGCCAGGGCGAGCAGCGCAGCCCCCCGGCAGCAGCGUCCGCCAUCCCGGCCGUUCGGACGCAAGUGA